UCUCCCAAAAUUUUAUCUCUCUCCUCAAAAAUCAAAAUUCCCCAAUCUUAUUCCUAAUAUAAUGGAGAGACGACCAACACAAAAACAAUUCGAGCGACUUCUUACUUCCUCUGUAAAACCCUAACUAUCCAAAUCCCCCAUUUUCUCUCUCUGAAACUCUCUCUAUCUCUCUCCCUUUUCGUCUUCUUCCCUUGAAAUUGAACUCUCUCUGUUCAAUUUUCAUCCAGAUUUCGAUCGUCCUGAUAAUUAAUCGAUCUAUACCUAAUUGAUUGAUUUUUCCUUCAAUUCAAUUUCAUCGUUUUUUCCUUUGUUAUUUUUCUGGCGUUCUUGGAUCUUUUUUUUUCCUGUUUAAUUUGGGGGUUGCUGAUUAAUUCUAGGGUUUCGUUGAAAUUUUUUGGUUGUUUAUUAAAAAAUUAAUCGAGGCUGGCGAGUUUAGAGGUGUAGUAAAUGGCGGAUCCGCCUGGUCUCCGCCUACCAUUUCCUCGGUUGGAAGCCAUUAGAGUUCAAAAUUUAGGGUUUCGAAGCUUUCAUUUGGGGAGUUCCAAGUUAUCUUCUGUGAUAGAAAGAGAAGAAGAAGCAUGCUGAGCGUGGUCAGGGUGCACCUCCCGUCCGACAUUCCCAUUGUAGGCUGUGAGCUUUCACCUUAUGUUCUACUUCGAAAGCCCGAUAAGAGUGUCAUUAACGACGAUGUUCCUGAGAAUGCUCCAAUCGACGGCCAGUUUUUGAGAUAUAAGUGGUAUCGUAUACAGAGUGACAAAAAAGUUCCUGUUUGUAGCGUCCAUCCAACUGAGUCAGCCACUCUACAGUGCCUUGGUUGUGUCAAGGGAAAGAUCCCUGUGACUAAAAGCUACCAUUGCUCUCCCAAAUGUUUUUCAGAUGCCUGGCAGCAUCAUCGUGUUUUGCAUGACCGCGCUGCCAGUGCUGUGAAUGAGAAUGGAGGCGAAGAGGAUGAAUUGUUUGGACGCUUCAAUAGCUCAGGUUCUGGAGUUCUGAAUACUGGCUUGCCUCCUUCUGCAUCAAGUCCCAACUUGACGAAUGGAUCAACACCGUUGUAUCCUGCUGCUGUUACACAAAGGAGUGGUGGUGAAACAUGGUUUGAAGUUGGCCGUUCUAAGACAUAUACACCUUCUACUGAUGAUAUUGGCCAUGUUUUGAAAUUUGAAUGUGUUGUCAUAGAUGCUGAGACAAAACAAACUGUAGGACAUCCUAUGACGCUUACCACAUCCCGUGUCAUCCCUGCACCUACACCAACUCCACGUCGCAUGAUUUCAGUUAGUGGCGCAGAUGUAAUGGGACAUUUGGAUCCAGAUGGCCGCAUUUCAUCUGCCGGGACCUUUACCGUGGUUUCAUACAAUAUAUUGGCUGAUGCUUAUGCCACUAGUGAUACAUAUAGUUACUGUCCUUCAUGGGCCCUUUCUUGGCCAUAUCGUAGACAAAAUCUGUUACGAGAAAUUGUUACAUAUCGCGCGGACAUUGUAUGUCUUCAGGAGGUUCAAUUUGAUCAUUUUGAAGAAUUCUUUUCUCCCGAACUUGACAAACAUGGCUAUCAUGCUCUUUAUAAGAGAAAAACUUCAGAGGUUACGCAUACAGUUGAUGGCUGUGCCACGUUUUUCCGAAGGGACAGAUUUUCCCAUGUAAAAAAAUACGAGGUAGAAUUCAAUAAGGCUGCCCAGUCUUUAACAGAGGCUGUAGUUGCUCCUGCCCAAAAGAAAUCAGCUUUAAGUCGACUUGUCAAGGAUAAUGUAGCACUAAUCGCUGUCUUGGAAGCCAAAUUCAGUCAUCAGGGUGCAGAUACAACCCCUGGAAAGCGACAACUUCUUUGUGUUGCAAAUACACAUGUAAAUGUGCAUCAAGAAUUAAAGGACGUCAAACUCUGGCAGGUCCAUACUUUGUUGAAAGGGUUGGAAAAGAUUGCUGCCAGUGCUGAUAUUCCAAUGUUGGUGUGUGGAGACUUCAAUUCAACUCCUGCAAGUGCUCCUCAUGCGCUUCUUGCGAUGGGUAAAGUUGAUCCACUACAUCUCGAUUUACAAGUGGACCCUUUGUUAAUAUUGCGCCCUCAUACUAAACUAGCACACCAGCUUCCAUUGGUCAGUGCAUAUUCAUCCUUUGCAAGAGGGAUUGGCCCAGCUUUAGAACAGCAAAGGCGGAGAAUGGACCCUUCUACAAAUGAGCCCUUGUUUACAAACUGUACUAGAGAUUUUAUAGGGACCCAUGAUUACAUAUUCUACACAGCCGACUCUUUGACGGUGGAGUCAUUACUUGAAUUAUUGGAUGAGGAUAGCUUAAGGAAGGAUACAGCCCUUCCUUCUCCAGAGUGGUCUUCAGAUCAUAUAGCACUUUUAGCUGAAUUUCGUUGCAAAUCAAGAAUUCGGCGUUAGCACUUGGGGCGGCCUGGAAGAUAUGUUGACGAAAAUUAACGAGUUGAUGAAUAUAUCUUUUUGGAAGUCAUUGUAUGAAUGGUGGAUCAGGCCUGUGUGUUCUUCCCCAGGUAUUGUCACCUCAUGGGGUUUCCAAUUCCGGCUAUGAUCUGCCCUGUAUCAUGUCACCUUGUCCCAUAGAAAAUAUGAUCCUAUUCAAAUUUUCUUUUUUACAAUAGAAAUUAUCACAGCUUAUCUGUGGGCUCAAUGUGAGUAGUGAUGAUGUUUUUACUCUGUCAGUUUCUACAACAGCAACACAAUAGCUUUGCAAUUCAGAUGGGCUUUACAUCUUUAGGUUUUAUGUAUUUUUCCUUAGAGUGGGUAAUAGUCCUCCCCAUUUUUCUCAGUACAAAAGCAAGAUAGCAAAGAUACAGUUGAUCUCGUCUGCUUCUGUCAAAAUAUAGUAUAAUUAGUCAUCUCAGUUCCUUUUGAAGGUGCAAAAUACCACCUGAUUUUUUACAA
Spinacia oleracea (spinach) is the source of this 2879-nucleotide messenger RNA. Its product is annotated as carbon catabolite repressor protein 4 homolog 1. Gene Ontology annotation, molecular function: 3'-5'-RNA exonuclease activity. Bases 579 to 2378 code for a protein of 599 amino acids. NCBI's taxonomy places the organism in Eukaryota, Viridiplantae, Streptophyta, Magnoliopsida, Caryophyllales, Amaranthaceae. The transcript is spliced from 12 exons. The record is from RefSeq and is a predicted model, not a curated record.